AUGGAUACAACUAGAACUACAAAAAUCCCAGACAUAGCUACAGAACUAAACUUUCUUACCAUCCUACGAACUUUUGUCAAUCCUAUUAUGAUUUCGAUGGCCCUGCAUUUUAUUAUAUUGAGACAUCGCUAUGGAAACACACAUAGAAACGACUUCGCCAUGGAAAAGCCAAGUUUCUGGUCAUACGUCAACAAUCAGCUGUUCUCAUACUCACAAAAGCAAGCGCUCGACAAGCUUUCUCUUGAUCAGACUAUUACUUUUCCAGAGAACAGACCAUACUUGCAUACAUUUCUUGAUGAAGAUCACGCAUGUGGGAUUGCAAGUCUUCCCGAGUCUUGGGAGUUCUUAGAUUUGAAUGGUAAGAUAGUAAGCUUGUUUGAACAAUGGAAGAAGAUUAUGGGCUUGACCCAAGAUGACGAGGAGAUCAACAAAUCAAAGAAAGUAUCGGGAGAAAAGCAAAAAGUCUAA
Messenger RNA from Botrytis fragariae, 468 nucleotides. RefSeq lists its product as uncharacterized. The record is from RefSeq and is a predicted model, not a curated record. Lineage: Eukaryota; Fungi; Ascomycota; Leotiomycetes; Helotiales; Sclerotiniaceae. The coding region runs from base 1 to 468 and encodes 155 amino acids. The transcript is spliced from 2 exons.